Molecule: messenger RNA, 1342 nt
Organism: Sinocyclocheilus rhinocerous
Lineage: Eukaryota; Metazoa; Chordata; Actinopteri; Cypriniformes; Cyprinidae
Gene: gng4
Product: G protein subunit gamma 4
Exons: 3
Coding region: 450-677 (75 amino acids)
Biological process (GO): G protein-coupled receptor signaling pathway
Cellular component (GO): heterotrimeric G-protein complex
Molecular function (GO): G-protein beta-subunit binding
Source: RefSeq, a predicted model, not a curated record
CUUCACAGUGUUACGUCACAGCGCGAGGCGGUUACGUCAUCUCGGUGACCGGGAGACCCGGUGAUGUCACAUUAAGCAGGGAAACCUCACGUGCCUCCGGUGCGCCCCGCAAAAACGAGUCUUAACGAUCCUCCGCCGACACCGAGCGUCUUCUGCCGCGGCGCGUCCGUCGGGCUUCUUAAAGGCGCAGCGACACCUGCGUCCUCCUCGCGUCACAUCGAGGUUCCCCUCACAUCUCGUGAACCGACACCGACUCCAGCGCCAGAGCAGAACGCGGGGAAACACUCGACGUUUAACGGCGUGCGGCGAAUGAACGCGAGCGGACGGACGGUGACCGUGUUCGAGGUGUUGCGGGUUUUUCCUCGUCGCGUUCGGGUGGAGUCGAGCCAUACUCUGAAGUCUGAGCCUUGACACACUUCAGGUGGGUGUUGACUUCAGCAGCAGGACUCAUGAAGGACGGAAUGGCUAAUAACAGCACCGCCAGCAUCUCUCAGGCCCGGAAAGCCGUGGAGCAGCUGAAGAUGGAGGCCUGCAUGGACAGGAUAAAGGUGUCCAAGGCCGCGGCGGAUCUGAUGGCGUACUGUGACGCUCAUAUACGAGAGGACCCGCUCAUCGUGCCUGUCCCGGCCUCAGAAAACCCGUUCCGGGAGAAGAAGUUCUUCUGCACCAUCCUCUGAGGCCGGGCCGGGCUGCAGGUUCUGCCGUGAGGUUUCCACGUCCCUGGCUGCUGCCGCUGAGCUGUGUUUGAGUGGCAGCCGCGCAUCUGUUGAUGGUCCGAUCCCUCCCGGACGCCUGUGGGGGGUUUUUGGGGUGGGAGUCAAUUAACUGGCAACCCAGUCAGAGCGUCUCAUGUCUCGUUAAAUAGGUUUGUCAUUGCUUCGUAUUUAGAGAACAGCCUUUCUCACUGCUUAUGGGAUGAGAGAUUUGUGUGUUUUCGUUUCGUUUUGACUCAUUUCUCGUGCCACAGAGGAUGUGAAACCCCGAGAGGUGGCUGUUUUGCAAUGUAUUUAGACAUUUUUAUAAACUUACGCUAUAUUUGAUAUGCAUCACUGGUCAAAUGUUUGGACACACUUGAGCGAGGCUUCAAAAAAACAUGCAUUAGUAAUUUAAAUUCGUUUUUUUAUUUUUUUAUUUAAAUUGAGGACAAAAACAACAGAACUCAAUAUAACAGUCGUUACCUAUGCAUCCAUACAUGAAUGAUAUCGAUGGAAAUGUAUGUUAAAUCAUACAGUGGUCAUGAAGUUGUAAACAAUCCAUUUUUCUUGCUAUUGCAAAUAAUUAUCCAUCUAUAGAUUUCAUAAAAAAAAUCAUUCUCUCCAUGUUUUAAAUUAGUUUUGUUGAC